AAAGCGACGGAAACAUGUCUGUGAUCAACCGAUAGAAACCCGAGCCGUUCCCCGAAUCUCCGCAACGCUCCGCCGACGUACAAAAGUUAUGAGCUAAAUCCCGCAAUUCCAAGUCGGAGAGUCGUCGUGAAAAUCUCCGGUGCACGAUUCACCGUCGUUCGAGAUGUCAGUGAUUUAACCUCGAGCGCGGAGAAAGAAGACACAUCGCGAGUUACUUUAAAAGCGCAAAAGAGAAUCCGGACGAACACGGACCGGCGCCACAAUGGAGUCCGCGCGUCAGGAUAAGAAGUUUCAAUCCAGUUGGAAAUUGCCUUCCUCCAUCUCGCUUGACCCGGAGAGAAAGGACAGCCCGGCGAAUCCUUAUCAUCGAUCCGUUCGCGGGACGAUGACGAGCCCGAAGCGGACGGUUCCAAACGCGAGCGACAAUGAAAGCGACAUCGUCAGCGGCUUGCCGGAAUUCGAGUGCGAUGUGAUCGCGAGUUCUUGUUUGUCUCGAGAAACCAGAGAUUCUUCGGACAAAACGAGCGCCGUGAGACACCGCAAUGAGGACAAAGAGAGAAGAGAGGCUUAUUGGAAAAUCAAGGCAAAAGUGGAAAACGCUGUUAAGAGACACAAGAUAUUCCUCAUACGCGGCGAGCUGCCAAGACUGAAGGAGGCGCUGGAAGCGCGGGGUUGGGUGCACAAAUAUGAGCCGACUAGGAUGAGAAUGUUGCCCUACGGCACCACCGCGGCUAACCUGGAAGCUCACUCGCUGGGCGAUAUCACGCAAGCGGAUGGCACGCUGAACGAGAAAGCCGUGAUUUUUGCCCUUCUGCGCGACAGGCAGCCCGACUUCAUCUGGGACUGCAGAAAUGAGUUUAUCGAGUGGCAUCGGAGCAUCCAAUCCGACGUUAUUCUCAACAAAUAUCAGAGGUCUUUCGUUUACACCUCAAAGCUUGGAAUGGCGCGCUCGCUGGCGGACGCGUAUUGGCUGCACGAGGAGAACGUGUCCAGCGUUCUGUACCCGCGCAGCUACAGCCCCAGCACGGAUCGACGAGCGUUUCUGGAAGACUUCCGUCUGACCGCGGCCGCGGGUUUGCUCAAGUGGUUUGUUUGCGGCAUGAACGCGGCCGAGAAGAUCCUCGUGAGCGAUAUGGCAACGGGAGGACGACGAGCGAUCUCGAUCGCCAGGCUGGAGUUCGCACUCGAGCGUUGUCGGAAGUUCAUCUCCGAUGCGACUCACGAGGACCUCGACGCGGAUGAAGGCGAGCAGCGGCAGCAGCCGUCCGACGAGGAGUGGGAACUUUUUCUGGACGAUUUCACGGCGGCGCUUCACCACGGAGCCGGAGUCGAGUGCUCAUCGGAAGACAAUAGCGAGCGUCUUAAGAGAUGCUUCUCGAUCGCGGCGAUAACUCUGGAGAGAUUAAAGACCGUCGAUCCGCAGUACAACGUGAACGGUAUGAGAGGCAUCUGGAUCCUGAAACCCAGUCAUUUGUGCUGCGGCAACGGCAUUGUUAUAUCUCACAGCCUCAAAGACGUCUUGCGCAGGGUCGAGGAGAAGCCAAAGGACUACUACAUCGUUCAGAAAUACAUCGAAUGUCCUCUUUUGAUCAAAGAGACCAAGUUCGAUAUAAGACUCUGGUAUCUGGUGACAAAUACCUUUCCUCUCACGAUAUGGCUGUUCAAAGAGGCGCUACUUCGCUUCAGCUCCAAGCCGUACACCUUCUCCACCUAUCACGAGACGAUUCACAUCUGCAACACAGCCGUCCAAGAGAAGUACAGCGAGUACGAGAGGAGACGCAGGCUACGUAGCGUCCAGGAUAGAUCCGAGGAAUCCGCCAGAUCGGUGCGCGAUCAAGGAUGGGACUGCGAGAAGCUGAACGAGUAUUUGAAAUCCAUAGGCCAUAAAGGCGAGCCGUAUUACGAUCAGAUUUAUCCGAAAAUGGCGGAGGCAAUUAUUCUGACGAUGCUGGCAGCGCAGGAUCGUAUGGAGAGGCGGCGUUGCAGCUUCGAACUGUAUGGCGCCGAUUUUGUAGUGGCCGAGGACAAGUCGGUCUGGCUAAUCGAGAUUAACACCAAUCCACGCAUGCACCCGCCCAGUUCGAGGAUUACAAAGCGUCUCUACGACAACGUACUGGAAAGCCUGGUGAAAGUGAUAAUGGACGUGCCGGUGAACGCUUACGCCGACACGGGAGGCUUCAAUCUCGUCUACAAACAGAACAUACCUGACUUCCAACCUUACCUCGGCCCCUGCCUUUUCGUAACGGGCAAGUCGAUGACUCUGCGCCAGUCGCAACCGGUGGAACAAACGCCGGAGAAAGAAAAGCGGGCAAACAUUUGCGGUCCUUGGAGUAGCACGCAGCAACGUGCAAGAAUCGCACCGCCCAUCUCACGCUCGAGAAGAUCGGACGUGGUCGACCUUAUUGACUAUUUCAGCACCGUGCGAUGUACCGCGAUCAAUUGAUGCGACGUCUUUUCUCUCUUCUCCCAUAGGACAAACAGAAGUCCGAUCCUCUUCAGAAGUCAAAGCGCUCUUUUUUCCUUUCCAAAGAAAAAUAGCAAAUUACUUAUUCAACGCACAACAUGAGAAAAAAAAAAUAAAAUUUGUUUGAGGAAAUAAAGAAAGAAAAUUGUUUUCUUUUUCCAACUCUAAGUGAAUAAAAUUUCAUUGUACCUUUUUCUUU
Pseudomyrmex gracilis is the source of this 2663-nucleotide messenger RNA. RefSeq names its product tubulin glycylase 3A-like. Gene Ontology annotation, cellular component: cilium. The coding region runs from base 263 to 2443 and encodes 726 amino acids. The record is from RefSeq and is a predicted model, not a curated record. The transcript is spliced from 11 exons. Gene Ontology annotation, molecular function: protein-glycine ligase activity, initiating; ATP binding; metal ion binding. Lineage: Eukaryota; Metazoa; Arthropoda; Insecta; Hymenoptera; Formicidae. Gene Ontology annotation, biological process: cilium movement; protein polyglycylation; cilium assembly.